CAGCCUGAAUAUAGCUUUGGUUACAUGGAAUACUCGGGAUUGUAAAACUCUCAUUGACUAUUGUUGCUUAUACGAAAACAAAACCAAACAAAACUCAAGCCGAUUAUGCCGGCUGAUGCCGGCCUGACAUUUAUGAUCAGUACACACGUGCUGAAUAUCGGCGAGAUAUCACGAAAAUGCCGAGGGAUAUCAGAUCCUACUUUGCUCCGGUCGCGACUUCACAAAAGAACAGCAAGCCUGUCGCUCCAAAAUCUCAGAAGCGACGGAUUAUUUCGUCUUCGUCAGACGAAGACGAAGAGAAACCACAGUCCACAAAACGUUCCACGGUUGUAAAAAGAAAGAAAUCUUCCAUCCUAUCUGAUUCUGAGGAUGAGGAAAGGAUUGUUAGAGAUGAUAAAAAAGAUUCCAGCAAUCCUACAGCAAAUAAGAAAAGCAAAAGCAAGGAGUCACGCAAAGCGGUACCUUUUACUGAAUUAUUUGACAAGAAGCCGAUAAUGAGAGUAGAAGAGACAAAAAUGAAUCGAAAAUUACAGAAAGUGGAAUCCAAAUUUCAUGAUGAUGAAGAUUUUGAUGCUGUGCUUAAACAAUUGGAUGUAGUACAAGAUACUCUGAUACAGGAUAAACAGAAGGGUAAAAACAACAUUAAAAAUGUGGAUAGUCCUAAGAAGUCAGAAGCUGCAGUUAAGACAGAGGUGGCUUCUAAUAAAAACAGAAAACAUAAUAAUGGUUUGAAAGAUUGCAAUAAUAAAACUAACAAUACGAGUGAACUAAAAUCUGAGGAAGUAAAAUCUUCUAAUAAAAAUAAUGUAUAUUCAAAAGUUACAAAUUCCUCUUCAAAACAGAACUUACAAAAAGAGAAAAAAGGUAGUUCGAAUGAAGACUUAGAUAUAAGCAAAAAAGACAAAGAUAUAGAAAAGUCAAGUAGAAAAAGAGCCAAAAUAAUGGAAGAAAAUUUAUUUGAAGAAAGAAAUGAAAUGAAGAAACAGCGUACUAUAAUGUACGAAAAAUAUCUUCAGAGAGGCGGUGCCAGAAAUCCUGGUUCGAAAGAGAUCCCUACAGGCGCCGAAAAUUGUUUAGCCGGAGUAAGUUUCUUGAUUACUGGUGUAUUGGAUUCCUUAGAAAGAAAUGAAGCCGAAGAUUUAAUACAAAAAUAUGGUGGCCGGACCGUAAAAUCUGUAUCAAAUAAAGUAAAUUAUAUUAUAGUGGGAGAUGAGGCUGGCCCAGCUAAAUUGGCAAAAGCUAGUAAUUUAGGUAUUAAACAAAUAUCUGAAGAUGAUCUCCUUGAAAUGAUUCGCACGAGAUCAGAAGGUAAAGCUGCAGACAUCAAGCCGACUAAAGCAAAAUCAAACGUAAAAAAGAUAUUUAAAAAAUUUGAGAGCGAUGAAUCACCGAACAAAACAAAAGCAUUAUUAGAUUCACUUAAAAAGAUAAAAAUACUAUCAUCUUUACCAGAAAAAACCAGUGUGAAUACGAAAACUUCAUCAGCAUCAAAACAGAUUUUAGAUGUUAGCAAUGAUACACAGAAAGCAAAUAUAGUAACAAGUAUUGGAUCAGAACCGUUAGUUGAGAGAUAUAGACCCAAAACUAUGAAGCAAAUUAUAGGUCAGCAAGGAGAUAAGAGCUGUGCACAUAACUUAUAUAUAUGGCUACGUGAUUGGCAUCAAAAUCGUCAGAAUUCCAAAUUCAAAGACAGCACUAGCAAGCAAACUCACGGACAAAACUUCAAAGCUGCCUUGCUGUCCGGCCCACCGGGCGUUGGUAAAACAACAACUGUGCAAGUAGUUUGUAAAGAAUUAGGAUACGAUCUUGUGGAAUUCAAUGCUUCCGACACGAGAAACAAAACACUUCUAAAAGAAGCGGUCUCAGGAUUAUUAUCCAAUACCACAAUGAAAGAUUAUGUUACAGGUAUCAAACAAAAAAUUACGAGCAAGCACGUGCUAUUGAUGGAUGAAGUCGACGGUAUGGCUGGCAACGAAGAUCGUGGUGGCUUACAAGAAUUAGUUAAUUUAAUAAAAUAUACCGAUGUCCCAAUUAUUUGUAUAUGUAAUGACCGAUUUAAUACGAAGGUGAAAACUAUUUCUACGCACAGCUACGAUCUGAAAUAUCCGAGGCUCAGAGUGGAACAGAUCAGGAGUUCUAUGAAGUCUCUGUGCUUUAAAGAGAACAUCAAGAUCUCAACGGAGGAUCUCGAUCGUUUAAUCGAAUCGACGAAUUAUGAUAUUCGACAAGUAAUAAACCAUCUGGAGUUUCUCGGCACUCAAAUGACUCACGUGAAGACAACUGAUAAAAAACAUUCAAAUAAGAACUUUAAGCUCGGUCCAUUCGACGUUACAAAAAUAGCAUUCAAUGCAGAUGAGCAAAAAAAAAUGAGUCUGAAUGAUAAGAUCGGUUUAUAUUUUCAUGAUUACAAUAUAGCGCCUCUUUUUAUACAAGAAAAUUACCAGGGAGUUAGAUUAUCUCAAAUAUCACUUCGUCAAAGGUUAGAAAGAAUUGCCAACGCGGCUGAUAGUAUAUCUCAGGGCGACCUCGUCGAGAAGGUGAUGAGAAGUAAUAUGAUGUGGAGUCUACUUCCAUUGCAUGCUUGUUUCUCAUUCGUUAUACCAGCUAGUGAAAUGUCAGGAAGCUCUGACGGAUUGAUACGAUUCCCGAGCUGGUUUGGGCGAAAUUCGAAGACAACAAGGUUUAAUCGAUUAUUGCAAGAAUUGACGACGCAUACUCGAUUAGCUACGGGUGCAAACAAGGAUGCCCUGAAUAUGGAUUAUUUGCCUUAUAUUCGAAAUGCUAUUGUAAAACCUUUGAUAGAUAAUGGUUUAGAUGGUAUAGAAGAGGCAAUAAAUAUUAUGGGAAAGUAUCAUUUAACUAGGGAAGACUUGGAUUCAGCAAUAGAAAUUUCUCUUUGGCCAGGAAUGUCCGAUUCGACGAGUAAUCUUGAUAGUAAAGUAAAAGCAGCGUUUACACGCGCAUAUCAAAAGAAUCCUCCUAUGCUGCCGUACGCAAUUAAUAGCACUACUACAACAAAGAAAAGAUCUAGACAAGAUAAUGAUAUUAUAGGAGAAGAAGAAGAUGGUGAGGAGGAAGAAACUGACGAUAUUGAUUUUGAUAAGAUGAUUAAGGCAAAAAAACCUACUGUUGCUAGUACUAGCAAAGCUGCUUCAUCAACAAGAAAACGCGGCGAAUCAGCUAAGAAAUGUGGGAAAGUACGCGGUAAAGGAAAAUAAGAGACAGAGUAAAAAGACAGAUAGUAAAA
Messenger RNA from Trachymyrmex septentrionalis, 3247 nucleotides. It is a transcript of the gene Gnf1, whose product is annotated as replication factor C subunit 1. The record is from RefSeq and is a predicted model, not a curated record. Lineage: Eukaryota; Metazoa; Arthropoda; Insecta; Hymenoptera; Formicidae. Gene Ontology annotation, biological process: DNA replication; DNA repair. Bases 177 to 3218 code for a protein of 1013 amino acids. The transcript is spliced from 17 exons. Gene Ontology annotation, cellular component: DNA replication factor C complex; nucleus. Gene Ontology annotation, molecular function: DNA clamp loader activity; ATP hydrolysis activity; ATP binding.